GUCAAAGGAGUAUAUAAGAAACUCCUGCUUUGCAAUAAAACUGUUUGAUAAAGUACAUGGAUAGCAGAAAGUUGUGAUAUUGAUUUCAUAAUGAUUCCUUGGGCGUUAAUUGCUGUUCUGAGUAUUGUAUGUACUGCACGUCCUCGUGUUCAUCAACCAAAUAAAGUCAUAAAUGUGGCACUUGGUGACACAGUCACUCUGAGGUGUUCUGCACAAGUAAACACAGACAUUUUUUGGUAUAAGCAAACUGUUGGACAACAACCUCGAGUCAUAUCAGUAUUUCAGAAAUUUGGAAUACCCAUUUUUUACAAUGAAUUCAAAAAUGAUCGAUUCCAGGGCAACAGACUGGGCAGCAACUGCAAUCUGAUAAUUUCAAACACAAUUCAGUCAGAUGAAGCAGUCUAUUAUUGUGGAUCAAAAGCAUUGUAUAUUGAAUUUGGAAGUGGAACACAGCUGUUAAUUAAAGCAUCAACAAUCUUAAAGUCUGGUCAUCUGAAUGACUCCAUUGAGUUUCUACAAAAAUGCUAUGGAAACAUCACAAAACAAGUGAAGACUGGUAAACGUGAUGAGAAGCUCCAUCCAGCAGUGUAUGGGUUGGCAGUAGCUUUGGGGCUCUGUGGAGUUCUAGUUUUUGCUCUCAUGUGCUUGAUAUUUAAGAGAGGAAUGUGUGAACAGUGGCUGAUGAGGGAUUCUAGACAAGACAACCGAAUUAGAGGGCAGUCAAGUGCUCAGGAUUCUGAUGAUGAGAAUUUGACAUAUGCAGCCCUGCGAUUCAGACAGAAAACAAUGAAACCUGCAGAAACUGUUGUGCGGUAUUUGAUGGAUGGAAAUGUUGAUCAAAAUUAAUAAAUUAUAAUUGAUAAUUUCUUUUUAAAGAUUUUCCAUUUUACAUGCUGUGCACAGCAUUUGUCAUUUGUAUUGUUUCUAAUGCAGUCUUUUGUUGUUUUUACAUAUAUGGACAUUUUCAA
This is a messenger RNA of Myxocyprinus asiaticus (Chinese sucker), 968 nucleotides long. It is a transcript of the gene nitr14b, whose product is annotated as novel immune-type receptor 14b. The record is from RefSeq and is a predicted model, not a curated record. The coding region runs from base 91 to 846 and encodes 251 amino acids. Lineage: Eukaryota; Metazoa; Chordata; Actinopteri; Cypriniformes; Catostomidae. The transcript has 6 exons. Gene Ontology annotation, biological process: response to bacterium.